GAUCUAGACUGGUUAUACGUACCUUCAGUCCGUCUCCCAGAGAAGGCAGAAACACCUCAAAGCCUGCAUGUAAGAACAUCUACUGAGAAAUUAUUUUAAUCAGACACCAGCUGAGUGGGGGAAAGAAAAAGAACAGAGAAGAACAAACAAAACUCCCUUGGUCUUGGAUGUAAGAGAACUCGGCAGCGAUGGACUGGCACUUCUUCAGAACAGCGGCAGUGCUGUUCAUUUUCUUGGUGGUGGUGGAAGUUAACAGUGAAUUUCGAAUCCAGGUAAGAGAUUAUAAUACUAAAAAUGGCACCAUCAAGUGGCAUUCAAUCAGAAGGCAAAAACGUGAAUGGAUCAAGUUCGCUGCGGCCUGUCGUGAAGGUGAAGACAACUCAAAGAGGAACCCAAUCGCCAAAAUUCACUCAGAUUGUGCUGCAAACCAGCAAGUUACAUACCGCAUCUCUGGAGUAGGAAUUGAUCAACCACCUUAUGGAAUCUUCAUUAUUAAUCAAAAAACUGGUGAAAUUAAUAUAACAUCCAUAGUUGAUCGAGAAGUCACACCUUUUUUCAUUAUCUAUUGCCGGGCUCUGAAUUCACUGGGCCAAGAUUUAGAGAGGCCUCUUGAGCUCAGAGUCAGGGUUUUGGAUAUAAAUGACAACCCUCCAGUAUUUUCUAUGUCUACUUUUGUAGGACAAAUAGAAGAAAAUUCUAAUGCAAACACACUGGUGAUGAGACUCAAUGCUACUGAUGCAGAUGAACCAAAUAAUUUGAACUCAAAAAUCGCCUUCAAGAUCAUAAGACAGGAACCUUCUGAUUCACCAAUGUUUAUUAUCAACAGAAACACUGGAGAAAUUCGGACGAUGAACAAUUUUCUAGACAGAGAGCAAUACAGCCAGUAUUCUCUUGCUGUAAGAGGCUCAGACCGAGAUGGCGGGGCAGAUGGAAUGGCAGCAGAGUGUGAAUGCAGCAUUAAAAUCCUCGACGUCAAUGAUAACAUCCCAUACAUGGAACAGCCUACAUAUAAAAUCAGUAUCGAAGAAAAUGCUCUCAAUUCAAAUUUGCUCCAGAUUAGAGUAAUCGAUUUGGAUGAGGAGUACUCAGCUAACUGGAUGGCAGUCAUUUUCUUUAUCUCUGGAAAUGAGGGAGGUUGGUUUGACAUAGCAAUGGAUGAAAAAACAAACAUAGGAAUUUUAAAGGUUGUUAAGCCCCUAGAUUAUGAAGCUAUGAAGAACCUGCAACUUAGUAUUGGUGUGAGAAAUAAAGCUGAAUUUCAUCCUUCAAUUAUGUCUCAAUAUAAACUCACAGCAACUGCGAUCUCCGUGACUGUGUUAAAUGUAGUGGAAGGCUCAGUGUUCCGUCCAGGUUCAAAGACAUAUGUAGUAACUAGUAAUAUGGGACAAAAUUAUAAAGUGGGAGACUUUAUAGCUACUGAUCUGGACACAGGUCUAGCUUCAACAACUGUUAGAUAUGUAAUGGGAACUAAUCCGACUGACUUGCUUGCCAUCGACUCAAAAACGGGCAUAAUUACUUUGAAAAAUAAAGUUACCAGGGAACAAUAUGACCAGCUUAAUGGAAAAUACCAAGGAACAAUUCUAUCUAUAGAUGAUGCUCUUCAAAGAACUUGUACUGGUACAAUUAUUAUUGACCUUCAAGGCUCUGGCUGGGAAGUUCGUCAAUCUAGUACAACAGACAGUGAUAACACCAGUACUGGAGGUGGUGCCGGUACUAGCACAGGGGAGGAUACUUCCACUAGUCCCGUCAUUGGUCCUGAUGCAGGAAACAAUGGCAAUAGCCAAACAACUACUUCUCAGGCAAAUGGGGACAAUGGUGAAAGGCAAUCACGCUCCGAUAAUGUACAUUUUGGUCCUGCUGGUAUUGGACUACUCAUCUUGGGAUUCUUGGUCCUUGGAUUGGUCCCAUUUUUGUUGUUGUUUUGUGAUUGCGGCGGUGCCUCUGGUGGAGCCGGCUUUGAGCCUGUUCCUGAAUGUGCAGAUGGGGCAAUACAGCCAUGGGCGGUAGAAGGACCGCAGCCUGAACUCAGCGAUUUGACCACUAUCUGUGCACCACAAAUACCACCCGAUAAUGCAAAUAUAAUUGAAUGCGUGGGCACCUCAGGGUUUUACACAGAUGCGUAUGGUGGCAGAGAAAUGCAUGAUCUGGCAGGAGGAGAAAGAACGACAGGAUUUGAUCUAACAGAAGGAGUUAAAAUGUCAGGAGCACGUGAUAUAUGUCAAGAAUAUUCUGGAACAUUAAGAAGAAAUUCUGUGAGGGAAGGUAGAGAAGGAGGUCUGAAUAUGAAUUUCAUGGAAAGUUACUUCUGUCAGAAAGCAUAUGCUUAUGCAGAUGAAGACGAAGGACGCCCAUCCAAUGACUGUUUGCUCAUAUAUGAUAUUGAAGGUGUAGGUUCCCCUACUGGCUCCGUGGGUUGUUGUAGCUUCAUUGGAGAAGACUUGGAUGACAGCUUCUUGGAUACACUGGGGCCUAAAUUUAAGAAGUUGGCAGAUAUCAGCCUAGGAAAAGAAGUUGAAUCAUAUCCAGACCCUGAUCCCUCUUGGCCACCUGAAAGCGCUGAACUAAUUUGCCCUCAGCCGGGAACAGAGCCCAUUGUUAGUGGACACCCACCCAUCUCCCCACAUUUCGGCACUACCACAGUCAUUUCUGAGAGCACCUACCCCUCAGGACCUGGUGUACAGCAUCCUAUACCUAUUCCUGAUCCUCUGGGCUAUGGUAAUGUCACUGUGACCGAGUCUUACACCACCUCUGGCACUCUGAAGCCCUCUGUCCACAUUCAUGAUAAUCGACAGGCAUCAAACGUGGUGGUGACAGAGAGGGUGGUCGGCCCCAUCUCUAGUGCCGAUUUGCAUGGAAUGUUAGAGAUGCCUGACUUGAGAGAUGGGUCCAACAUUAUAGUGACAGAAAGGGUAAUAGCCCCAAGUUCAAGUCUACCUACCACUUUGACCAUCCCUGAUCCUAGAGAGUCUUCAAAUGUGGUAGUGACAGAAAGAGUAAUCCGACCAACUUCUGGCAUGAUGGGCAGUCUGAGCACGCACCCUGAGUUACCAAAUGCCCAAAAUGUGAUUGUGACAGAGAGGGUUGUCUCUGGCUCUGGCAUAACUGGAAUUAGUGGCCCAGCUGGGAUAACUGGAGGCAGCGGUCUAGGCAGCAGUGGCCUGGUUGGCAGUGCAGCUGGAAUAAGUGGUGGUGGCAUCGGGCUGAGCAGCCUGGGAAGAGGCGGGGGCCUGAGUAGCAGCACGGGGGGGACGGCCACUAUUGGCCACAUGAGGGGCUCCUCUGACCACCACUUUAGCCAGACCCUUGGAUCUGCCUCCCCUAGCACAGCCCGAAGUCGAAUCACAAAAUAUAGUACAGUACAGUAUACCAAGUAGCCAGGAUCCCAGUACACUUUUCCUCAGUAAUUGUGAUUUAGGUUCAAUUCCCACCACCAAAAAACUAACAAUGUGAUUUAUGACGCACAACUAGGUGCUAAGAUAAUUGUGGAGCAAGGUGAGAAACCAGUGAGAAAAAUAGAUGGCAACGGUGCUGUUGGGCCAGAGCUCUCCUUAGCAUUUGUAAACUUUUUCUUAUGUUAAUACUAGUGGAAUCAUGACAGUGAACUAAAACUUGAGACAGGGUCUUCUUUGCUUCUGUGUGGCCUGUAGUGUCACUCCAGCAUGUGGAAUAAGUAAAACUCGGUCAUGUAAAAGCACUGGCCUGAAGAUGGCAAUUGGCAUAAUUCUCCUUGGCUGUAUUGACUUGCCAUGUAGCUCAGGCAAUAUUUAAAAAGAACUAAACAUGCACUACGUGCUCAUGUUUGUGGGAAGAAUUUGAAAUCUGUGCCAAAUGUUGUCAGUUUCACAGAUGAUAUAAAUAAAAAUCCAACCACAUAUUCAGACCAGGGUUAACCAAUAAAGAAAAAAAAUCUGGCUACAUAGCCAAGUUCACAAGCCACCAAGCACACCUACCUUAAUAAUUGCACUAGAUAAAAUAAACCUCAAUUUAGGAAAUGUUUCCUGGGAAGGAAAAUCUAUUAGAAAGUGGCAACAGAGUGGAUUUGUUUGCGAUAAACUGGUAAUGUCUGAGCCUGAAUCUUGAGAUGGGGCUUCAGCUAAAAUUCCUAUGGAGUCAAGGACUUUUGUGAUUCUCGUUUGUAUUUAGUGGUAGAUGCGAUAUUGAUGAAUAUUGCAUCCUGGUGAGGUUGCAGGAUAUCACACUCAUUUUCCCCUUUACCACUGUGGUUCUGACUUAAUACAGAAAAACAUGCCAAGUGUACUUCUCAGCUUGAAGCAAGUAACACCUGACAUGGCUGUCAUCACUAGUGGUAAAUUACCUUCCAAGGAAGCAGAUGGAAACCGUAUUGUAUUUUCAGAUUGUAUUUUUAGUAAGUGUUCUUCAUUUAUAUCUAGCUCUUAUUAUACAUCUCCUAAGCUAAAAUGAUUUACUUGAGCUGAGUUGUGAAAAAAAACCUGCAGUAUGGUUAAGCUUUGGGGGAAUUUUUUUAAGGGGAUCUAAAAAAAGUUUUUAGAGCAUGUAAAAUGUUGAAUGAGGAAAGUUAGACUUGUUUGAUAAAGUAAUACCAUACUAUUAGUUUUAAUUGAGUUUAGUACUUUUUAACAACACUCUGCUGCUAUUUUGAGGGAUUCAACUAGGCAGUUUUAACAGAGUUGAUGAUAUUGUGUUAACAAGAAUGAAAUUGUACUCGACAACCCAUUUCUUUACUCUAUCCCACCCACUAAUUGACUUUUCUCACGAGCAUAAAUUUUACAUUCCUGAUUUGAUUCGUCAACAAGUCCUUGAUUGACAUAUGCUCCAAUUUAGUUUCCAAAUUACAUAGUAAGAUAUUUUUCUAGCUUCAAAAUUUAGUAAUGUACUAUUUAUGAUAUGUCAUUUCUGUGUGUUUUCUAUAUGGUAUUACCUGGUUAAAAAUCUCUAAAUAGAAUCAAAGCAUUCUUAGAGGUAAAUUCACUAUUGCAUGAUGGAGGAAUUUUUUUCUCUUUUCUAAAUUCAGUGUUAAUAUGUGCUCACUAAGGUGAAACUGGAUGUGACAAAAUCUUUUAAGGAUUUUUCCUCCCAAUUAUUCAAGUUUCCCAAGGUGUUACAAGAUCAGAGAAUAGUUAUUCAACUUCCAACACUUGUCAAAGGGGGUGGGGGAGUGAAUUAUUUUACCUAGAGCUACUGUGCUCUAUGUUAUAGCUGAUGAUGUCAAUAUUUUCAGACCCACAAUAUACAUCUUACUUUAGCUCUGUAGUCUAUGUACAAUUUUGGUAGUCUGUAGCAUGCCAAAAUGCAGAGAUGUAAAUAAAGUCAUUCACAGGGAGUCAUUCUUUUAUUUCUUUCUCACAUUUGGUGGGUUUUAUUAAUGAUGGGUGAUCUUUCCAGAAAUAAAGUCAAAAGGUAUUAUGGAA
Ceratotherium simum simum (southern white rhinoceros) is the source of this 5390-nucleotide messenger RNA. RefSeq names its product desmoglein 1 (gene DSG1). Gene Ontology annotation, biological process: homophilic cell-cell adhesion. NCBI's taxonomy places the organism in Eukaryota, Metazoa, Chordata, Mammalia, Perissodactyla, Rhinocerotidae. Gene Ontology annotation, cellular component: desmosome; plasma membrane. Gene Ontology annotation, molecular function: gamma-catenin binding; calcium ion binding. The record is from RefSeq and is a predicted model, not a curated record.